AAGUGGCUAAAUAGUAAAUUGGGUGAGAAGCUUAAAACUUUACUAAACCCAUAAAUAUCAAAACAAAGCCCAUUAGAGAAAAACAACCUAAAGUUUUUACCUUUCAUAAAACUACCCAUCUCAAGUGAAGUCAUGCUAGAUAAUUCUGGCGGAGCCGGUGGCGGUGGGGGUGGGAGUGGGGCAGCCCUUUUGGAGGCUGCGGCGGAGGUGAUGGUUGGUGCGGAAAAUGGCGGUGGAGGUGGAGGAGGAGGAGGAGGAGGAGAGGAGGAGGAGGAGAGAGGAAAAGGGGAAGGAGGAAAUAGGUGGCCACGUGAAGAAACUUUAGCUUUGCUGAAGAUAAGGGCUGAUAUGGACCUUGCAUUUCGGGACUCCACUGUCAAAGCUCCUCUUUGGGAUGAAGUUUCCAGGAAAUUAGGUGAGCUUGGAUAUCAUCGAAGUGCUAGGAAAUGCAAGGAGAAGUUUGAGAAUAUAUUUAAGUACCAUAAAAGAACGAAAGAAUGUCGAUCUGGCCGGCAGAACGGGAAAAAUUAUAGAUUCUUUGAGCAAUUAGAGAGGUUUGAUAACCAACCCUCACUUCCAUCGCCUCCUUUAAGCCAAAUCCAAACUCAUGUGGCGGAAACAACAAAGACAACCACCAUAGCAGCGCCAACAAUCAUAAAAGUCACAAGUGGAAGUCUUGAUUCUAUGGUGCCUCAUCCAAGCGAAAAUCCGAAUAUGGAAUUCGUGACUCCGUCAACGUCAACAACCUCCUCAUCAGGGAGGGAGUCAGAAGGAAGCGUUAAGAAAAAGAGGAAAUUAUCUGAUUAUUUUGAGAAGUUAAUGAAAGAAAUAUUGGAGAAGCAAGAGAAUUUACAGAACCAGCUUCUAGCGGCACUGGAAAAGUGUGAGAGGGAUCGGAUAGCAAGGGAAGAAGCAUGGAGGCUGCAACAGAUGGAUCGAAUAAGAAAAGAACAAGAAUAUUUAGCCAAUGAGCGAGCAAUUUCUGCAGCAAGAGAUGCAACUGUCAUGGCUUUCUUGCAAAAGAUCUCGGAGCAAGCAAUUCCUGGGCAGUUUGCUGAGGCCGCAACUCCAAUAUCUGAGAAACAUCCGGACAAACAGCAAGUGCAGACUCCAGGUCCUUUUACACCUGGGACCAUUGAGAAUCAAGAGUUAGGCACUAGUAUUGGCAGACAAGAGGAUAUGUUCGAUGUUGACAAACGAGGGAAUGGUUUUGGUGAAAGUUCCAUUCAGGCAACUACAUCAAGAUGGCCUAAAGCAGAAGUUGAAGCUUUGGUUAGGCUUAGAACCAAUCUUGGCAUGCAAUUCCAAGAUAAUGGACUCAAAGGGCCUCUGUGGGAGGAGAUCUCUUCUGCUAUGAAGAAGCUUGGAUAUGAUAGAAGUGCCAAGAGAUGCAAAGAAAAGUGGGAGAAUAUAAAUAAAUAUUACAAGAGGGUAAGGGAGAGCCAUAAGCGGAGGCCAGAAAGUUCAAAAACAUGUCCCUAUUUCCAUUUGCUCGAGUCUAUCUAUGAAAAAAAGUCUAAAGGAGUUGAACAGAAUUCCGAGUGGUCUGGUAAUAAUCUAGAACCAGAACACAUCUUAAUGCAAAUGAUGGGGCAGCAAGAGCAGCAGCCUCAGCAGCAUCAACAAUUAACAGAAGAUGGUGGGAGCGAGAAUGCCGAUGAAAAUAGAGAAGAUGAUGCUAUGGAAGAGGAAGAAGAGAAUGACAAUGGAGAUGGUUACGAGCUUGUGGCUAAUCAUCCAUCCUCAGUUGCAUCAAUGGAGUGAACGAGAAAGAUGAUUUAGCUUUUCUCAUUAAAGCUGAAGUAGGCGUGCAUAAGUUGAGGGGCGGGUCACAUAAUGAGUUGUUCUCCACUCUUUUUUGAGACACAGUGUGUAAAUCAUGCCUACUCCAAUGCCCAUUAUGGGGAAUUACUUCUUUAUAGAUAUGUAUAUUUGUGUCAUUUUCUUUAGCGUAAAUAGUGACACAGCUGAGAAUAUGAUUAGGAGCUACAAUCAUCAGUAUUUCACUGAGUGCUAAUGCAGUUUUGUUCCUGAAUUUUACAUUGUAUGUCUUGUAAUAGAGAAGUUGAGAGUUGAUUGUUGAUGUUUCUUUCUACUAUUUAAUAAACUAGGUGGCCAAGCAUCAUUGGUUAAUACAUGUUUCAGUCAA
Molecule: messenger RNA, 2149 nt
Organism: Coffea eugenioides
Lineage: Eukaryota; Viridiplantae; Streptophyta; Magnoliopsida; Gentianales; Rubiaceae
Product: trihelix transcription factor GT-2-like
Exons: 2
Coding region: 133-1764 (543 amino acids)
Source: RefSeq, a predicted model, not a curated record